AUGUUUGACACGGACGAUGAAAAAUGGCAAGCACUUGUAAACCGAGACCCCCGAGCAGAAGGCGAAUUUGUUUACUGCGUGCUUAGUACGAAAAUAUACUCUCGUCCUACUUGCUAUUCAAGGUUGGCAUUGCGGAAGAACGUCAGCUUCUGUAAAAAUUCAGAUGAAGCAAGAGCCAUGAACUUCAAGCCGUGCAAAAGAUGCAAACCUAAUGUGGAAAGGGGCAGCAACACCACGAGGGAAUUGAUUAUCAGAGCUUGCACAGCCAUUUUCAAGACCGCCAGUGCUUCUAAGCCUUUUGUCUUGGAUGUCUUGACAGCACAGCUCCAAAUAUCUAAAUUCCAUCUAUGUAGACAGUUCAAAAACUACACCAAUAUGACACCCCGGAAGUUCUAUCUAAAAUGCAAAGAGAUAAAGCAGAACCCUACAAAUCUCCUUCCCGUGCCCAUAAUAGAGACGAAAAAGAACUUAGCCCGUAAGAAAAUGUUGAAU
Scheffersomyces stipitis CBS 6054 is the source of this 492-nucleotide messenger RNA. It is a transcript of the gene ADA1, whose product is annotated as probable zinc finger protein. Gene Ontology annotation, molecular function: methyltransferase activity; DNA binding; zinc ion binding. The transcript has a single exon. The annotation marks the transcript as partial. Gene Ontology annotation, biological process: regulation of DNA-templated transcription; DNA repair. Lineage: Eukaryota; Fungi; Ascomycota; Pichiomycetes; Serinales; Debaryomycetaceae. The record is from RefSeq and is a predicted model, not a curated record.